CUUUGGCACAGAGCUUUUGUCGGGCAGACUAAAGAAAGCAGCUGCUUCUGAAACAAGUAUCUCAAGUUUCCUUUCGGACCUUUUCUUUCUUUUUUCUUCUACAUGUUUCAUCCGAGGGACCAAAACAGCAAUACAGCUGACAUGUACAGCUUAUUGGAAACGGACAUUAAAAGCCCAGUCCCCCAGGCAAAUACAGGGACGCAAGGCUCCACGGUUACAGGUGGCAACGGCAAAAACAGCAACACGACAGACCAAGAGCGAGUGAAACGGCCCAUGAAUGCAUUCAUGGUUUGGUCCAGAGGUCAGAGAAGAAAGAUGGCACAGGAAAACCCCAAAAUGCACAAUUCCGAAAUCAGCAAAAGACUUGGAGCAGACUGGAAACUUCUGACAGACGCAGAGAAGAGACCUUUCAUUGAUGAAGCUAAACGUCUGAGAGCCUUGCACAUGAAGGAGUAUCCGGAUUAUAAAUACAGACCAAGAAGAAAAACCAAGACCCUUCUGAAGAAGGACAAAUACUCUUUACCCAGUGGACUUCUUACUCCAGGAGCCAGCGCAGUGAGUAGUGCUGUUGGGGUCGGGGUGGGUCAGCGGAUGGACGCUUAUGCCCACAUGAACGGAUGGACUAAUGGGGCAUAUUCCCUGAUGCAAGAUCAGCUCGGUUAUACUCAGCAUCCCACCAUGACUAACCCCCAGCUUCAACAAAUGCACCGCUAUGAUAUGACUAGCUUGCAGUACACUCCUAUGAUGUCCACCGCUCAGACCUACAUGAGUCCAGUCUCCACCUACAGCAUGUCUCCUGUCUAUAGCCAACCUAGCACAACAGGUAUGAGCCUUCCAUCUAUGGGCUCAGUGGUCAAGACGGAACCCAGCUCACCACCUCCGACCAUCACUUCCCAUCCGCAGCGGGCUUGCCUGGGGGACCUGCGUGACAUGAUCAGCAUGUAUUUGCCCCCUGGGGGAGACAGCACAGACCACUCAGCUUUACAGAGCAGCAGAUUGCACAGUGUGCACCAGCACUAUCAGACCACCGCCACGGCGGGAACGGUGCCCCUCACCCACAUCUAAAGACAAUGUGUGCGUAAAAACUGACAACUGCUAAAUGACUUUCAGACCAGGAGCCCUACCGCUGCUUUGUGACAAACACUUUGGGCCAUCGCCCUGCCUACAAAGAGCACAAGAUUUUAUGCCUAUUGCAUUUACUUUUGUGAAGUUUAAGCACAGAAGGCGAGAAGCUUUACAAACACUGAAAUAUUACGUAUAAAGGAAGCCUUUUCAUCUUUUUGAAUAAAAAAAGGACACCAACUUUUUUUCAGAAGUUGGAAAAGGGACAUUUGGUCAGAACUUAAAACAUGUUUACAAUUUUGUAAAUUGACUACGUCUCGUUUGGAUUCAUCCAAACCGUAUAAAAAUCACUCUGAUUGUUUUAGCGCCUUUUAUCAAUGUUUCUGGACCUCUAAUCACUGUGCGGGUCGCAAACGCAAGGUUUUAAUUUAUAGUUAAUUUGUAUGAGCUCAAGAAUAUAAACUUUUGCGCAUGAAUGUGAAGGAUAUUCUUCAGUGCAAAUCUUCAAAGCUUUACUGCAUAAAGAGAAAGAUACGGAUAGUGUCCCCUGACCAAUAAAUAACCUGUGUGCAACAGAUUGUUGAAGAAAAUAAAGACAAUUCAUGACACCUUAAGUGCAACACUAGCAUAUAACCAGCUAAGACCAUUGCAUGCCAGUGUCUGUUUUUAGGGGUGGCAUUGGAACACUGUCUGGAUAAAUGGUUUAUUCAGGAGUCUUGUUGUAAGCAAAAAGAGGCUAAGGGAACCAAACCCAGGCCUAUCAUGCUAAAUGGCUCCCACUUACAUUUGUAAAUGUAAACUGCAUUUGCAUAGUUGGAGAUAUGCUUUCUCUCUAUACCUUUCGGAGCUAAUAAUAUGUAAGAACGAAAGAGAAUUAAUGACACUAAGUCUGACACCACUAAUGGCAUCACUAAACACAUUUUCUCUUUUGAUGUACUAAAUUUUCAUUCACUAGCACUGGCUUUUCUGAAAAGUAUUGCUCUGAGUAAAAUGCAACUAUGCUUA
Messenger RNA from Protopterus annectens (West African lungfish), 2067 nucleotides. RefSeq names its product transcription factor Sox-3-like. The coding region runs from base 103 to 1065 and encodes 320 amino acids. NCBI's taxonomy places the organism in Eukaryota, Metazoa, Chordata, Ceratodontiformes, Protopteridae. The transcript is spliced from 2 exons. Gene Ontology annotation, biological process: cell differentiation; regulation of DNA-templated transcription; anatomical structure morphogenesis. Gene Ontology annotation, molecular function: RNA polymerase II cis-regulatory region sequence-specific DNA binding; DNA-binding transcription factor activity, RNA polymerase II-specific. The record is from RefSeq and is a predicted model, not a curated record.